AUGACUGAGGCAAAGUCUAAAAGAGAUUUAAUAUGGGAAGAAAAGAGAAGAUAGAGAGAAGAACGAUUACUAAGUAUAAUAUAAAUAUCAAUGUAGGAAUGGAAGGAUAAAUGUUAGAAAAUAAUGCAAAUUAAUUCUAACUCCCACCUCCAAGAUUAGAUGAUUAAGUACCUAUUUCGUUCCCUUCUCAACCUUAAGAAUAUGAACCCUACAUCCCUCCAGAACCUUAUGUACCAAUCGAAAACUAUCGAAAUCCUGAUCCACCCAGAAUGUAUUAAGGAUCAAUCCCUCAGCAAUCUGAUUUUAGGGAAUAAAGAGAUAAAAAUAGUUAAUUUUAAUAAUAACCUGCAAUACAAUAAAGUCCUUUAAAAAAUCCUAUUAAAUAAUAGUAGGAUGAAUAUAGAGAAUAUUUGAAAAAACAGAUGGAAGAUAAAGAAGCAGAGAAAAAGAGAAGAAGAGAAGGAACAAAUAAUAAUUAAUAAUAAAUUCAACAAACUUAAUUUCAGUAAUAAUCUGCAAAUCCUCCUCCUCCUCUUCCAACUUAACCUAUUAAUAGAUAAAAAUAAGAAUAUGGUGAAUUUUUAAGAUAAUAAAUGAUGGAAAAAGAAGAAUAAAAGAAACGAAGAAUUUAAUCAGGAAAUAAUUAAAAUCCCUAAUCAUAAUACUAAGUCUAAUAAUAAUCUUAACAAUACUAGUAAUAAAUCUAUUAGCCGUAAUAAUUUGAAAUUAAUUAAGGUAGUUAUUCUUAAGUCAAUCAAUAAUCCAUUAUUCCAUAUUAAUAACAACAGCCUUAAUAAUUCAAUUAGAAUAAAUAAUAAAAAUAAGAAUAUGGAGAUUAUUUAAGAAUGCAAAUGCAAUUAAAAGAACAAGAAAAAAAUGACAGAAAGAAAAAUCUUUAGUAAAGAAUGGAAACUGGAGAUGCAUUUCCUUUUGGUAAAGGUGGAGGUGGUGCUCCAAAUUAAAGAGGUGCCAAUAUUCAAGUAGCUCAAAAUUAUAAUUAACAAUAAAUAUAUCAACAUUAAAUACUAAAUUAAUAAUAACCUUAAUAUGUUUAGCAAUAAUAAAGUUUUUAAUAACCAAUUUAAUAGGUUUAAUAUUAACAAAGUAUUAUGACUCCUUAAUAAUAUUAAUAUCAAGAAUAAAAUAUACCAUUCGAUUAAUAACCAAUUUUAACGGAACCAUAAGGAGAUCCUUAAUUGAAAGGAGGGAGAAAUAGAUUAAUGAUGGAAAAUUAAAAUAUUGAUGAUAUAAAGAAAAAAGAAUAAUAGAAAAUAGAAAUGCAAAGAGUUUUAUAAGAAUAGAUAGAAGAAAAGAAGAGAAAAAAAGAAUAGGAAAGAUUGUAAAAAGAAAUGGAAGAUAGAUAAGAAGAAGAGAGAUUUCGAAGAUAAAAGGAGUAGGAGGAAAUGGAAAAGAAAAGAGAAGAUGAUUUGAAGAAACAAUAAUAAGGAAGUAAUAUUAUUUAAUUAAAUAUUAAUUUUAGAGUUUGAAUAGGAUAAUAUUGAUUUAAAAGAAAAACGAAGGUUAGAACGUAUUUAAGAGAGGAAAAAUAGAAAAAAUCAAUAAUAAGAUGAGGAUUAACCAUAAUAGAACUUUUAGGGAUUUGAACAAUAACAACAAUAAAUACCACCUCCCUCUCGUAAUCUUCCUCCUUCUUAGCCAAAAUCAGAGAAUUAUUUAAAGGAAUUCCUUAUGAAUGAAAAAAUGAAAGAGGGAGUUAGUCCACAUUAAAGUAUUCUUGAUUUUUAUAGAAAUGGUCCUUAACCUAUGAAUAAAGUUGAAAUUUAAUAAAAUAGAGAAAUUGAUGAUAUUAAAAGAUAAAUGCUUUAAUAAUAAGAAAAUUUGCAAUAAUAAAUAUAAUAAGUUAUGAGUUAAGCUCAAAUGGCAAUAGAAGGUAGAAAUAAAGCAGAAUAAGAAUUGAUUGCUCUAAAAGAAUAAGUUAAAAAUAAGUAUUUAUAAGAAGAAAGACAUCAUGAUGAUUUAAUGAUUGCAUUAGUAAAAAAUGAUCCAAAAUGGGAGAAAUAAGUUUUUCCACCUCAUCUUUUGGCUCAAGCUGAGGUUGGUGCAUACAAAGAUUUAUCUAUGCCAGCAUUAAAUGAAAAUUUCAAUUUUCCUAAUCUUAGUUAAAAUAAAGCACCUACAUUUGCACCUGCUUAUGAAAGCAAACGUAAAUUAUAUAUAUAGAUAAUAUAGCUCUUGUGUUGAAAGAAGAAUCAAAAGAAUAAAAAUAAAAUUUUAGAGAAUAAUUUGGACUUUAAUCUUUAGUUUCAGAUUCUAAUAUGGUACCUAUUGAUCAUAAUGCAUCAUUGGUUCCAUAAAUACAACCUAUGAAUAAAAAGGUUUCAGAAGUCUAAUUGGAUAAGAUUGAUGAAUUAAAUGCUCAUUUUGAAGACAGUCUUAAAUUAGGAAUAGGUGAGACCUAUUAAAUAAGACAUGAAAAUUACAAAUAGAGACCUCCAAGUAAUAAUGGAUAACAUCCAUCUUGGAAUGUUCCUUCUAUUGACUCAGAAUUUGUUAAGGAAAUUGAUGAUCUUUUAAAAUAUAAACCAGCUUAAUAGACUUUGAAUCGUCCUCCUUCAGGAUUUACAAGAAAUGGGCUUGAAUAGAAAUAAUUAUAAUAAUCUAUAUCUAAUAGACCUCCAUCUUAAACUAAUUAGAGACCACCUUCAACUUUUGGACGUGUUGCUUAAGGGAUAUUGGGAUCUACUGAUUUAAAUUAUAAGGGUAUUACUUUAGAUUCUGAAUUUCCUGAUAUGACAAUGAUCAAAAAAGUAACAAAUACUGAUACAAUGGAUAUAGCAGGAAUUCAUAAAAAGAUGGAUUAAAAAUUAAUGCAUUUAAAUGAAAUUGAAGAAGAUGAUGAUUUAAAGAAAUUAGAUAAAUUACUUUAUUAAUAUAACUAAUGA
Paramecium primaurelia is the source of this 2903-nucleotide messenger RNA. NCBI's taxonomy places the organism in Eukaryota, Ciliophora, Oligohymenophorea, Peniculida, Parameciidae. The record is from the annotation of a GenBank genome assembly.